Molecule: messenger RNA, 2072 nt
Organism: Malaclemys terrapin pileata
Lineage: Eukaryota; Metazoa; Chordata; Testudines; Emydidae
Gene: CLRN3
Product: clarin 3
Exons: 3
Coding region: 105-788 (227 amino acids)
Source: RefSeq, a predicted model, not a curated record
AACAGCAGGGAACAGUCUCUUUCAGCUUGGAGCUCUCAUUAACAAGACUAAGGAAACAAGAAAAGUAUAACCUGCACUACAAGAAAACACAUCUCUCUGAUAAAAUGCCAUCCAGAAAAAAAAAACAAAUGUUUGCAUCUGCCUGUUUUACUAGUAUUUGGUCUUUUGUGAUAGUCUGCCUUGUUCUUGCAAACAAAAACUGGGUCUCGAGUAAUGUUAACUUUACUGAAGGAAAUUCAAGUGCUAUUAUAACCGUCACAUAUGGGGUUUUUGAAGGUGUGUGUUCAAAGAAGGUGAUUGAUGGACUUGAAACGCCAGCAAAAAAUUUCCAAGUGACAGCAAAGCUGGGAAAGACAGCAAUGAAAAGUUUGAACGUUGUGAUUAUCUUGCUCCUGGUUCUCAGUUUGCUUAGCUCCCUUAUGAGUUCUGGAUUUACAUGCUGCAACACCGUAACCAAUCCCUACCAGACCUUUUUGGGGCCCAUUGGUGUCUAUACAUGGAAUUCCCUAAGUGGCAUCUUCGUUCUUCUAACCAUGAUAUUGUUUGCAGCGAACGUAGAGGCAAACAAACUGUCUGUAGAGUUGGCUUCAAACUGUGCACUUUCUUCAAGUCAAUAUAAAAACUCCAGAAACAAUUAUGAAUAUUCAUACUGGCUCAUGCUUCUCAUCCUUCUUUUGAAUGUUGCAACUAUCAUCAUCAUCAUCUUCUAUCACCGUGCAAGGUAUUCCAAGAGGAAGGAACAGGAGAGACCCAUUGAAAAUGCACCAAAAGAUGGUAUUUUAUUUUAAUGAUACCAGUUCUUUCAUUUAAAGGUGAUGUGGAAGAAAAUGGCAAGUUAAUGUGGACAAUCAUGACUGAUAAUUUAAACUCCAAAUGUAUAUUGUUGUUCACUUCAGUUGUUCAUUGUGUUGUAUGCCUAUCUUUAGUACUGAUUGAAUUCAUCUUCAUCAUUUUAGAUCUAUAUUGCCAUAUCAAAUUAUUUAUUGAUAAGGGCAUUUGUUAAAUGAAGUUGUAUAAUGAUCCCAACGUGCACCAUUUGUCUGAGAGCCCUUUAAGAAUGAACUUUGCAUAGCUCACCUUCCUGACUCCUCCCCUGGGGGAGUCCCUAUGUGAAGGUAAGAUACAGAAUUGAGUUUUGAGGGGACCCCCUACUGACUGAGUGGGCAGCAGCAACUUGUAAUGGGCACUAGGCCACAGAGAUUUGGAAAGCGAAUGCAAGGAAACAUUCCAUCUUCCUGCUGCUGUUCCUUCAGUCCUACCCCAUUCUGCAUCCAAGCAAAUCCUAUUGCAGCCCUUCUCUCCCCAUCCAUGCAUCAUUCAGCAUAGCCAGUUUCCACCUCUUGCGGUCUGGCUUUUCUUGGCUGCAGAAUGGCCCCCUAGGGGCUGUUUAACUUGCAGUGAGGGCUGAACCAGCCCCAGGACCAGGGUGGCCUAAAGGUACAAAGACCCUUUUCUCUGCCCUUUGAAGUCUGAACUCAUUCAGAUGCAAGGACAGGCCCAUUGUUUUGAUUAUGCACAUAAUUCCUGAUUGGAAAGAGGUAGACUAAUCCAGAAAACAUAAGAAAUCUUGAAGAUUAUAGGACAGUCACCGGAGCCUCAGUGCUUCACCUUCCACUGCAGUCAGUUGACAUUUCCCUUUUUUCUUUCAUCUUCCACUUACUCUUUGAGCCCCAUAGUAAAUGAUCCCUUCCACACUGAAGGCUUAGCUACACUUGCACGUUAUAGCGCAAUAAAGCCUCCCAGAGCGCUCUACCUUACUCCCCGUCCACACUGGCAAGGCACGGAGAAUGCUCUGACUCCCUGGCUAGAGCGGUCUUGGUACUCCACCUCCCCGAGAGGAUUAACAGCUAUUGCAUAUUGGGCGAGAUGCUGCAGCUCCAGUGUAAAUGAGGAGUAACGUUAUUACGCACUGAUUGACCUCCGGAAACGCCCCAUAAUCCUCUUAACUGAAGUGGUCUCUCUUGUCUUUGUUGUGAACUCGGACGCGGAAGUGCCCUUUCAAAGCUCCAGUUCCAAGAGCGGCUGCUUAUCUGGUCUGAGAAAACAAAUAAACAGCUACUGUUUGCUUUUGA